AUGAAGACCUUCCUUGUACUUGGUGCUCUGGCAGCCCUUUUCCAGUCUACCUCAUGCCUCGAAGCGGGAACUUAUAAGAUCAGGCCUGCUGGUGGGGUCAGUACUAGGGUUCUGACUGACACAGGUGAACCUAACGCCCCUGUGAAAUUUGAUAUCGCCCGCUGGGAAGUUUUGGACCUUCUGGGUAUUUCUACGCAAACCAAUACCAAGUUUGAAAUAUCGGGUCAGAGAUGGCACUUUCUGGGUAAUGGCAAAUAUGACAAUUAUGGAAGCACUACCGAUUUCGAUCAAUUCGUCAUCACGAGCGGCAUCGGCUACAACAUCACUUGUGGCAACCAGGUGGGCUCUCCUUGCGUUAGCGGUGACAAACCUCAAUUCUACUCCGUCAGAAAAACUAGUUUCGGUACAUAUCAGAUCGUUGACAAUGAAUCCGGUUAUUUCCUACGCGCCUCUGGGGAAGAUGAAGUGCACCUUGCCGCAGAGGACAAUAGCAUCCAAGAGGAGUUUUUCCUUGACAAGCUGCCAAUUGGCGAGUAUGUCCCCCGCGACGAUACUACUUGA
Aspergillus caelatus is the source of this 561-nucleotide messenger RNA. RefSeq lists its product as uncharacterized. The transcript has a single exon. The record is from RefSeq and is a predicted model, not a curated record. Lineage: Eukaryota; Fungi; Ascomycota; Eurotiomycetes; Eurotiales; Aspergillaceae. Bases 1 to 561 code for a protein of 186 amino acids.